Molecule: messenger RNA, 2829 nt
Organism: Penicillium soppii
Lineage: Eukaryota; Fungi; Ascomycota; Eurotiomycetes; Eurotiales; Aspergillaceae
Product: non-ribosomal peptide synthetase
Exons: 1
Coding region: 1-2829 (942 amino acids)
Biological process (GO): biosynthetic process; secondary metabolic process
Molecular function (GO): CoA-ligase activity
Source: RefSeq, a predicted model, not a curated record
AUGGCUUUCAAAAAUCUUCAGCACCUGCUUCAGGAAAGCUCAUCUCAGGAACCCAAUAGAAGAUUUAUCUAUUAUCCAUUGGGAUGCACUGACGAGCCUACGACCUGUACGUACAAACAACUCCUACAACAUGCGCAACACGCCUCUUGGUCACUUCGUGCGAGAUCCAUCGACUCUGAUCUGCAACCUGGCUCUCCUGUUCUUUUGCACUUGGAGUCUCACUGGGACAACGUUGUGUGGUUUUGGGCUGUGAUCCUUGCAGGGUGCGUGCCUGUCAUAUCUACCACGCUUCCGAAUAACUCGUCACUUCGAACGGCACAUUUGACUCAUUUGUCAAAUACAUUAAUGGACCCUCUAUGCCUAACUCAGAAAGACUUGGUAUCCGAGUUUAGCCGGCAAGGAUUCACAAAAAUAAUGGGAGUCGAUUCACUUGAUCACCAGACCGUUCUUGCUAUGGAAGAUUUCACCAAGUCUAAAUUGAGUGACACGGCAGUCAUGAUGCUGACCUCGGGCAGCACGGGGAAGUCCAAAGCUGUUUGCCUCAGCCAUGGUCAGAUUUUGGCUGCUCUAGAGGGGAAGAUGUCCGUUGUGGAUCUCCACGGGGAGAGCUUUCUGAACUGGAUUCGGCUCGACCAUGCUGCCUCUCUUAUUGAAAUCCAUUUGCAAGCCAUAUUGGCCCAGAAGGAUCAGGUUCAUGUUCACAGCGCCGAUGUCCUGUCGAAUCCCAUCAAUUUCAUUGAUCUCAUCGAUAAGCACAGAGUUACCAGAACUUUUGCCCCGAAUUCCUUCUUGGCUAAGCUUCGAACCGCACUCUCUGAUAAACCAAAUGCACUUGAAAAGACAAACGGUGCUUCUACAAAUGGCUCCUCCACAAACGGUGCCUCUCAUCACUGGGAUCUCAGUUGCUUGAACUACGUGGCAUCAGGAGGAGAAGCAAAUGUGACCAAAACAUGCAAUCAAGUUUCGGCGUUGCUUUCUCAAUAUGGAGCUCCGCCACAUGUCAUAGUUCCUGGAUUUGGAAUGACAGAGACCUGCGCUGGUGCGAUAUUUAACACUCGAUGCCCGCAAUAUGAUAUUGCGCACAAGAUGGUGUUUACCUCCGUUGGAACUUGUAUGCCUGGAAUUGAGAUGAGGAUCUCAGAUGACUCAAGCAGCAAUACCCGUCUCGCGCCAGGGGGAACGGGUAAUCUCGAGCUCAAGGGCUCAGUAGUUUUCAAGAACUAUUUCAACGAUCCCCAAUCAACAGCAAACUCAUUCACCAGCGAUGGGUGGUUUAAAACCGGCGACCGGGGUUUUAUUGAUCAAAACACCGGCUAUUUAACUUUGACAGGACGACUCAAAGAGACAAUGAUCAUCAAUGGGGUCCACUACAGUCCCUUCGGGAUUGAAAGCCUGCUCGAUCAGUCAGAGAUCAUAGGUCUCACACCUAGCUUCAACUGCUGUUUCUCCUAUUUUCCCUCUGGUGCAGAUACAGAAGUGAUCUGUUUAGUUUAUCUGCCAACCUAUAAGCCAGAAGAUAUGGUGACCCGAGUGCGAACAACCGAAGCCAUUUCCAGGAUUGUCAUGAUGGCUACUGGCUCACGUCCAGAGAUCAUUCCAUUGAAUGAAUCUAUUUUGCAACAGUCGGCCCUUGGCAAGCUCUCUCGUCAGAAGAUCAAGACAAGUUAUGAGAAUGGCGAAUACAAAUACUACCAAGAUAUAAAUAGCGAGAUGCUAAGGCUUUAUUACAAAGCAGUACGAGCUCCCCCGAAGGAUGAGCUUGAGCGAAGUAUUCUCGCCGUUUAUAUUGAAUCGCUCGGGCUCUGCGAGGAGGAAUUCGGUGUGGAAACACCAAUAUUCGACGUUGGAAUCACCUCCAUGGAGCUCAUAAAACUUAAGAGAGACCUUGAAGAAAAGGCGGACAUGGGCCGGGAAAUACCAUUGACCGCUGUGAUGACAAGCUCGACGGUUCGUGACCUGAGAAACGUGCUACAUGAGCUCCAAUCCCCUCGAGCGUAUAGCCCUUUGGUUAUCCUGCAAGAUAAAGGCAACAAGGCUCCCCUUUGGCUAGUCCACCCUGGCGCAGGCGAGGUUCUCGUCUUCCUUAAUUUGGCAAAAUAUAUGAAGGACCGACCAGUGUAUGCUUUGCGCGCACGAGGAUUUAACGAAGGCGAAACACCUUUCUCCACGAUCAAAGAAACAGUCCUCAGCUAUUAUGGUGCCAUAAAAAUGCAACAGCCCCAUGGGCCAUAUGCAUUGGCUGGAUAUUGUUACGGCGCUAUGAUUGCGUUUGAGUUGGGAAAGCUUCUUGAAAAGAAUGGCGAUGAAGUGAAGUUUGUCGGGGCUUUCAAUCUUCCUCCGCAUAUCAAAUUGCGAAUGCGCGACCUCGAUUAUAGAGAGUGUUUGCUUCACCUAGCCUACUUCUUAAGUCUGAUGAGCGAAGAGCGAUCGAGGGAGCUCGCAUUGGAGCUCAAAGGUCUUUCAGAGGAAGAAGUGUUCGACGGGAUGAUGAGAAACGCAUGUCCGGCUCGCCUGGCAGAACUUUCAUUCUCAAAGUCCAGCUUGGUGAGAUGGGCUUCCCUUGCAUAUGUACUGCAUAGUAUGGCAGUCGAUUAUGAUCCGGAGGAAUCCGUAGCCAGUGUUGAUGUGUUUUAUUGCACCCCGUUGGCCAUAGCGGCAGCAACCAAAGAAGAAUGGCUAAAUGAUCAUCUUAGUAAGUGGCAAGAUUUUUCAAGAGCUGAAACUGGAUUCUACGAAGUUCCCGGAAGACAUUACACAAUGCUGUUGCCCGAGCAUGUGUUUGAGUUCCAGAAGAUCUUGCGAGGUGUAUUGGAGGCUCGUGGGAUUUAA